Molecule: messenger RNA, 1352 nt
Organism: Nicotiana tabacum (common tobacco)
Lineage: Eukaryota; Viridiplantae; Streptophyta; Magnoliopsida; Solanales; Solanaceae
Source: RefSeq, a predicted model, not a curated record
AACCUAGAGUGUAUUUUGCUAUAUCACUUCCAGUAAUACCAUUAAUAAAUUUUGAGAUGGAUUAUUCAACAGAAUAAAAGUUUAAUAGAUUAACACGACUUCAUAGAUAUAACUUGGUAAAAUUUGUGGUAAAAGAUUAGCUCAAUUUCAAUCAAAUUGAGUUCAAUGCAGAAACGAUAUUAUCCAGGCUUGUCAGAUGGAUAAUAUGUUGAGUUGCAAAUUUCAUUAAAAUCAAUAUGUAUCAUUUAAGUGCUAAUUUUUAUGAAUCUUAUUCGUUAAUAGUAUGUGAAUAAUAAUUUGAUGGAUAUCCAUAGCUUUUAGGAGUUUAGAUGUACAGACUUUGGAUGAAGUGUUGACGACAAAGUUAGAACUCCUAGCCUCUAACAUCAUCUCUUCUAUAUAAUCAGCUUAGGCCUGUAGUCAUGCUAUUAAUCAAUUACUGGUGCACUUUUUCUUCUAUUUUGUCUAUGUGUGGGAAUGACACAUCUAUCUAUGUGUUCACAAAUGUUCUAAGAGAGACAAAGUGGUCGCCGAAAACCUUCUCUAAAUAUUUUGGAUCCCUGAUCUUGAAUGACCGAUGUAUAUUUUCAUAAAAGGUUGUCUGGCUAGCAGGAUGGUAUGUGGCAGUAGUGAAGUUAUACAAUGCCCAGAAUGCACUGGUAGUUUAAGAUAUAACAUACUCUCCUUCAUGAGGCAACUUUUGUAAUGUUUGGGGUGCCAUGGAAGUUGAAGACUGAAAUGCGUAACAGUUUCUCUUGCAUAUCUCAUGCUGUGUUGUCUCGCUGCAGAGAUGGUUGAAGAUGUGGACCUUUUGGUCAGAAGGGCAGAGAGAUGCUUAGAAGCUGGGGCAGACAUGAUAAUGAUCAACGCUGAUGAUUUAUGCAGGCAGGCUGAUUCGCUACGGUCAGACAUGGUUGCAAAGAUUGUGGGUCGUCUUGGACUUGAGAAAACUAUGUUUGAGGCAUCAAGUCCUAAAAUCUCUGAGUGGUUUAUCAAACGUUAUGGUCCAAAGGUUAAUCUUUUCGUGGAUCACUCACAAGUGAUGGAUCUGGAAUGCCUCAGAGGACGCAACCUGGGUCAAAACCACUCAUCCCUACUUGGCAGGUCAUAUUUUCUGCUCUGAUCUUGUCGCAUCCAUAGAGAAAAACGCGCAUAUUGUGGCACCCAUUAACGUAAUGCGUUGGUGGUCAUCUGUUGAGGUCAUGUAUAAAUGAAAAAAGAAUGUAUUUCAUGUAUGUACUGUAAUGAUUUUGGAGACUCUUCUCUUUGCAUGAAGUUCAGCUGCUUGUAAAGAUACUCUUUUAUGUUCUAAUGCCUAAUGGACUGAAAGUUAACAAAUCUUGAAAGAUUGA